Molecule: messenger RNA, 1014 nt
Organism: Chenopodium quinoa (quinoa)
Lineage: Eukaryota; Viridiplantae; Streptophyta; Magnoliopsida; Caryophyllales; Amaranthaceae
Product: hyoscyamine 6-dioxygenase-like
Exons: 5
Coding region: 1-1014 (337 amino acids)
Source: RefSeq, a predicted model, not a curated record
AUGGCAAACCUCCUCUCAACUAGCGUUAUUAUUGCAAAUAGAGAAAUUCCUCAAAAGUAUGUGCUUCCGCCGGAUAAAAGAACGGGUCAUGUAGGUAAAAUUGAAAUUCCAAUAAUUGAUCUAAAUGAUGAAAAGAAUUCAAUCCAACACAUUAUGAAAGCAAGCCAAGAUUUGGGAUUAUUUCAGGUGAUAAACCAUGGAAUUUCUAACGAGUUAAUGAAUGAUGCAAUGAACGUGUUCAAGGAAGUAUUUGACUUACCUCCAGAGGAAAGAUCGAAAAUAAACAUGAAAGAGGAUUUAAAAAAUAUUUGCAGAAUUUAUUCAAGCAGCUAUAACUAUGAUACCGAGGAGUUUCACUUUUGGAGGGAUAUUUUGAGGCAUAUUUGCAGCCCUUUGGAGGAAUGCAUCAAAUUUUGGCCUCAAAAUCCCAAAAAUUAUAGGGAGAUAGUUGGAGCAUAUGUUGUUGCCUUGAAGGGCAUGGGAAUGAAGAUCUUAGAGAAUAUAUCCCAAGGACUUGGGUUAGAAAAAAAUUAUUUUGCAAAUGAACUAACUGAAGACAACAUUUUAACUAUAAAUCACUACCCGAUAUGCCCUGAUCCAAGCUUGACCAUAGGGCUACCCAAGCACAAAGACCCGACCCUUAUAAAUAUAGUUCAAGCACCCGCCGAUGUUCCGGGGCUCCAACUCUUUAAGGAUGGACAAUGGUUUAGUUUUGAGACAGCUCCUAAUGCAUUUCUGGUCUUUGUGGGCAAUCAACUUGAGGUUGUUAGUAAUGGGAAGAUGAAAGGGGUGGUGCAUCGAGUCGUGACAAACUCAAACAAUGCGCGAACAACUGCAGUGUUCUUCGUUAGUCCAUCGAUGGAGUGCAUUGUUAAGCCGGCUAAAGCUCUUUCUGAAGCAGGAGAUUGUGGUCCACUUUAUAAAGCAUUUCGAUACAAGGACUAUUUUAACAUCCACACUGGCCAUGAUGGGGAUAGAGAUGCUAUACUUGAAACUUAUAAUUUUAAGAUCUAA